GGUGCUCCAUUCGAUGUAAUUUUUACUCCGUAGAAAAUAGCGAAAAGUUCGUGAUUUUUUGUUUUUUACGUGUUCCUCCAACGGGAAGAGCUACGGUCAUUCGAAAAAAAAAGCUGGCAGCUCGGGCAAGACGGACACAUUAAGGUAAGGAAAGACGGAUUUAACAAAACUUUUUGGUUUUACUAUAAAGAUGCCUACAAAUUACAAGCGCAAGAGUAACCGGCAGUCAUGGACCGCUCAGCAGUUAGAACAAGCCAUUAAGGCUGUAAAAAGUGGAUCGCCGGUGAAGACAGCAGCAAGAACUUACGCAAUUCCAAGAUCCACACUGAUUCGCCACCUAACAAGUCCAACUGUAUCAACUCGGCUAGGACCUCUUGAUUCCGUAUUCAAUUCUCAACAAGAAGAGGAGCUGGUACAACAUCUGUUGGAUUUGGAAAAGAGGUUCUAUGGAAUAACGAUGAGUAAUGUUCGAACGCUUGCUUUUGAUCUGGCCGAAAAAAAUGGGUUGCCACACCCGUUCAACAAGUCUACCAAGAUGGCUGGAAAAGCUUGGCUAAGCAAUUUUCUGACACGAAAUCCCAAAUUGUCGUUCCGUAAACCUGAAGCUACCUCUGCCGCCCGAGCCAGAGGCUUCAAUAAGCCGGCAGUAUCUGCGUUUUACGAUUUGCUGGAAGAAGCGCUGAAAGAUCCCAAAUUGACGCCAGAUCGUGUUUUGAACGCCGAUGAGACUAGUGUUUGUACCGUUCCUCCGAAGAAGUCUAAGGUAGCGGCAUUGAAAGGAAAAAAACAGGUUGGUGGUAUUACAUCUGCGGAACGUGGAGAAACAGCUACGGCAGUAAUGUGCAUGUCCGCAACCGGACAGCACCUUUCGCCGUUCUUCAUUUUUCUACGCAUGCGGAUGCACGAAGCUUUGAAGAAAGGGGCAUCACGUGGAAGCAAAUUUGCCUGUAAUGCAUCGUGUUACAUGAUGGUCGAAAUAUUCAAUGAGUGGUUCGAUCACUUUUUGGAGCCAGUCCUGACAGUCCUGCCUUGCUCAUAAUUGAUGGCCACUCGUCGCACACGAAGAACCUAGCUUUUACCGAGAAAGCUAGAGCUAACUUUGUUAAGGUUCUAGUUUUACCACCUCACACUAGCAACAAACUUCAACCGCUUGAUGUAUCCUUUAUGGCACCUUUCAAGACGUACUACGCACAGGAAGUAGAGUGUUUCCUACAACAGAAUCCAGGUAAAGUCGUCAGCCAAUAUGACGUUGCCGAGCUCAUGAAACCUGCAUUCAUCAAGGCGGCUACUACGGAAAUUGCUGAGAAUGGGUUCGAAAAAACAGGAAUUUGGCCAUUUGAUCGCAAUAUUUUUUCCGAUGAUGACUUUGCCCCGGCCACGGUGACUGAUCAACCCGAUCCUGAGAUUCUUCGUGAAGAAGAGAUGUUUCAAUUGCAUCUUGAAGGUGCGCCUAGUCAAUCGACCGUAAAUCGCAUUUCCUGUGAGGAUAAAGAAGUUCAAGUGCUUCCCGAAGACAUCAUGGCUGAUUUCGCAGAACCGGACAGCAUCUCAACGGCCAAUAACCCGGUGUUUGAAAUAUCUCUGUCGAUCAUACUUCCGUUACCGAAAAUGGUCACCCCGAGAGUCACGAAGAGAAAACGCCAAGCAGAAAAGGCAGCUGACAUAACGUCUGCUCAAUACGCUGACACUUUGAAGAAGGUGACAGAAUCGAAAGACAUUAAAUCCAUAAAAAAAAACAAAAACAACGCUCUUCGAAGAAGCCUAAGCAAAAUAAGGGCAAAGGGGACACCUCGUCUGAUAAUCUAUGCGAGAAAUGCGGAAGCCAGUUUUCUGAUUCAGAUUACGGGACAGGUUGGACAAUAUGCUUACAAUGCCUUUCAUGGUUCCACGCUGAAUGCUUUACUUCUGCUGCAACUAUUUGUCAGAACUGCUCUUGAUUUUUCUUUUUUCUUGUUUUUUUUGUUCCCACCGAAAAUUGAAUUAAUUCCAACCAUCGAUGAAUUGUUUUUAAUGCUUUAUAAAUAAACUUUCGUUUUGAAAUA
This is a messenger RNA of Toxorhynchites rutilus septentrionalis, 2042 nucleotides long. RefSeq lists its product as uncharacterized. Gene Ontology annotation, cellular component: nucleus. The record is from RefSeq and is a predicted model, not a curated record. Gene Ontology annotation, molecular function: DNA binding. Lineage: Eukaryota; Metazoa; Arthropoda; Insecta; Diptera; Culicidae. The transcript is spliced from 3 exons. Bases 191 to 1039 code for a protein of 282 amino acids.